This is a messenger RNA of Moneuplotes crassus, 1641 nucleotides long. Lineage: Eukaryota; Ciliophora; Spirotrichea; Euplotida; Euplotidae. The record is from the annotation of a GenBank genome assembly.
CAUCUAUGGAACCUACUCACUUGGUAAGGAGGAUACAAAGAAAAAUUGAGAUAGCAGGAGACAAGAAGUUCCCUGCUCCUAGAAAAAGAAAUGCUUUAAGCCCAGAAUUCCAUAAGCAAUUUAGCGCGAUUCCGACGCCGGUUGGAAGGAACUUAAAGUCUCCGGACUGUGUUAGGUCAGUAUCACCUCUUAAGACGGAAGUGUCUGACAAUGGGACCAAGAAAUUUAACUAUAAAGACGUUUUUAACAGCACUUAUGUGAAGGACACUAGGAAAGAAUUUGAGAGCUAUCUUGAAAAGCAUGGUGGAAAGUAUAAUCCUGGUUUUAGUCAAGAGAGCCUCAUUCCUGGUCUUAUUAGCAAUGAUACUAAAGAAGGCUGGUCAAAAUUCGCAGAGAUAAUUAAAUAAAAACCCUCUGAACGAGAACGUGCCCAAAACUAUUAAAUUCAUGAAGGGAAGGAAGUUCAUAGUUGAAGCCAUUAUGAACUCGAAGCAUAAAAAUUUAUUACUUCAGAACGAGAAUGUGCUCAAGUUCUUCUGAUAUAAUAAGCUUGUUUCAAAGCAGAACGAAUCAUAUGUUGAGAAUAAGCCUCAUAAAACUCCCACAAGGCAUGAGACCAAAGAUCAUAUCACAAAUUUGAUUAAUAAUCCAGGGUUUAUACGAAAAUUGCAGAACAAAGAAUUUGAGAAAAUGAAACAAACAGAAGCAGAACUCAGAAUUUACGCUAAUGGGAGUGAUAAAACCAAAGCUAAGAUGUUCAAAAAGAAGAACAUAUUGAAAGAUGUGAAGACACUUGGAAAGGAAGUAAACAAAGGAGGAGCAGCUGCUUUGGCAAGAACUCUGACCAAGAACAUUGGAGUUAAUCAUGCAUUUGCCCAGAGGACUAUCACUAUGGGUGUGAAUAACAAUCCUCAGAAUGUUUUAAGUUUCCACUCCUCUUCCUCAAAGAAGAGAGGAACACAUGAAGUCAUCUCUCAACUUGUUAAUUUCCAACGUGAGCAAAAGAAGGAGGAAGAACUCAAGAAAAGAGGCAAUAAUUAUGACUCUAAUGAAAGUGAAUCAGAAUCUGAUGGAAGACCUCAAGAAGAAAAUCCCGCUAUUAAGAAGAGAGGUGUUGUAUGUAUCUCCAGGAUCGCUGCUCCUGAAUUUAAUACUUUUGAGGAUAUUUCUGAAACUCAAUCUGAUAACGACAGCAACGAUCAAUUCCAGAAAACGAUACCGAAACAGAAGGUCAAAAAGGAGAAGGCUCCUGGAUUUACGAUCCAUUCGACCAAUAAAGCCAAGCCGAAGUAUAAAGUGAACAAUUUAUCUAUUAAUAAUAUUCGCGCUCACGCAAUAAAGAACAAUAAUUUCCAAAAUGGAAUGAGGUGUUUAUCACCCAACCUCGGCCUCAGGCAACGGAGAAAUAUUUUGAAGACACAUAAUAAAGGUCAGUCUCUAAAGAAGAGCUUCCAGAAUAGUGAAUGAAGCGAGAAAGCUUCACCUCGGUCUGCUCAUAGGCCAAAAUCGAGAUGAAAUUUCAACCAGGGUAAUAUCCGAGUGAAGAAGAUGAAAAUGAAGAGAAAGAAGUUUGAAAUCUAACCCCUAUUAUUCUGGGGGUGGUCCAAGCAUGAUUUACCAAAAUUUGCAUAAUUAACAGUA